AGCCCACAGAGGUAUAUAGAAUGGACCGGAAACUCUGAGAAACCUACAACCUUAAACCUCCGCGGCUUCAACUGUUCCGUAGUCGUGGGAUCUCCUCCUCCGUCUCCGACGUUACCCUCUUGCUAAUCCGAUUCUUCUCUGGGGUUUUCAGGCUUCUCAGUCGGAAAAUUUAUGUCCUUUCCUCCAUUGCUACGCCGUUAGGAUCAAUAGCUAACGAGGUGAAGAUUGGCUGCGCAUAAAUAUGUACAGUAUUGAUGGGUAUUUUGAAUUGGUUACUGUUGAUUCGUGUUGGGCUUUGAUUAUUUUCUGCUGAGGAAUCUUCGAAGUACGUGGAUUCUGCACUUUCUUUGCCUGUUCACUGUCGUGAGGAUACCCAGAAUCUGUUUGUGAAAAUUCCUCUUAGAAGCUGGUCUUGAUGUUAUUGGCUUUCUCGUUGUCUAUGGUCUGAGAGCGAUUUCCAGCGACAGAUCGAUCUGAAGGUGUUACAUUUCGAAGAAGUUUGGUGUGGUUGAUGGGUAGUGAAGAUUUCGAGAAACCAUCCUAUUUAGUCUCGUUUUCACCUAAGGGGCAUGUUUAGAUUCAAGGCAGGACCUGGAUCAUGCUUUCUCUGCGACCCAUUCGCAGACUCUGCCAUUCUGCCUCCGCAGCCACUGGCAUUGCUUCUAUACCUGAAUUGAAUCAGAUUCAGCCUGCCCUUGUCAAGCUCAAAGCCGAGCGAGACCCAGAGAAGCUAUACGAGCUCUUCAAAGCUAACGCCACAAACCGUUUGGUUGUUGAGAAUCGGUUUGCUUUCGAAGAUACGGUUUCUAGAUUAGCAGGGGCAUGUCGGUUUGAUUAUAUCGAGGAUCUGCUUGAGCAUCAGAAGACUCUUCCUCAAGGUAGGCGUGAGGGUUUCAUUGUUAGGAUUAUCAUGCUGUAUGGAAAGGCUGGAAUGACCAAGCAUGCCCUUGAUACUUUCUACAAUAUGCAUUUGUAUGGUUGCAAGAGGACCGUUAAGUCCUUCAAUGCGACCCUUAAGGUUUUGACAUUGAACCCUGAUCCGGUCACCAUCCAGGAGUUCCUUCAUGAUGUUCCGUGGAAGUAUGGGGUUCAACUUGAUACGUUUUCUUUUAAUAUCGUCAUCAAAGCUUUCUGUGAGAUGGGAGUUCUUGACAAGGCAUACUUGAUUAUGAUAGAGAUGGAAAAAUCAGGUUUGUUACCAGAUGUGGUUACGUAUACAACCCUUAUGUCAGCAUUUUACAAGCACAAUCGGUAUAUGAUUGGAAAUGGACUGUGGAACCUUAUGAUCCUCAAAGGAGUUACGCCUAAUCUCACUAGCUUUAACGUUAGGAUUCAAUUUUUAGUGAAUAGGAGACGAGCAUGGGAAGCAAAUGAUCUGUUGAUGUUAAUGCCGAAACUUCAGAUAGUCCCUGACGAGGUAACAUAUAAUUUGGUUAUCAAGGGGUUUUGUCUUGCUGGAUUCCCUGAAAUGGCCAAAAGGGUGUAUUCAGCCAUGCGUGGGAAAGGGUACAAACCCAAUGUGAAGAUCUAUCAGACCAUGAUACACUAUCUUUGUAAAGGAGGGGAGUUUGAUUUGGCAUAUACGAUGUGUAAGGAUUGUAUGGGAAAGAAGUGGUACCCGAACAUGGACACUGUUCGGACAUUGCUUGAGGGGCUUGUGAAAAUGGGGCGAUGCGACAAGGCUACGUUAAUCAUGUCUUUAGUUCGCAAACGAGUGCCUCCUAUCAGCUCAAAGCAGUUGAUGUCCCUGCAAUCGGUUCUGUCUAGGGAUUAAUCAUUUAAUGGAAAAGGAAAAGAUCUCUUUUUUGUUUACAGAACAGGGCGUCUUAAGGAUUCUUUGUACCAAGCUUCUUUCGUAAACACGUGGCGAAAACAAGGAAACGAGGUUUCUUAGAGCACCAGCUGAAGGCAUAUUCGUUUGUUAUCUGUUCUUCCAUGCCAAUAAAGCCCACCACACAAUAGCAGAAUGGUGUAUACAAUGUCCCCGACUAAUGCCGGAAUCCGCCUGUAAGAACCUUGAACUUCGGCUUUCAACCGUUCUGGCCAACCGUAAGCAUUAUCUUAAAGAAACUUUCUCUUCGUUUCCACUUGGGAGAUCGAUGUUCAGGGCUUGUCCUGCAACAGCACGGCUAAGGCCAUGCGAAAGAGCGGAGACCAGAGAUCUCCGAUUGGAUUUGUGAUCGAUUUCGAUUCAAAACCCAUUUGUGGAACACUGAAAGUUUCCGCCUUUUGUCGCAGUUCCUGAAGAGGGGUUGGGGCUUCAACAAUGUGUAGAGCUUGUGAUUAGGUCGCGUGGCUCUUAAGGCACUUGUGAGAGAGAUUGAGUGUCUCGAGAUUGAGAGAAGUGCGGAAAAAAAAUUAAGUCACCAGAAAUGUGUGGUCUGAAAGCGACUGUUACUUGUCGAAAUUUGUUACGUAAUUGUUUAACGAAAAUUUUGCCCAAUGAGUUUGGAAUUCAA
Molecule: messenger RNA, 2459 nt
Organism: Tarenaya hassleriana
Lineage: Eukaryota; Viridiplantae; Streptophyta; Magnoliopsida; Brassicales; Cleomaceae
Product: pentatricopeptide repeat-containing protein At1g80150, mitochondrial-like
Exons: 2
Coding region: 599-1774 (391 amino acids)
Cellular component (GO): chloroplast
Molecular function (GO): protein binding
Source: RefSeq, a predicted model, not a curated record